UUGACUGUUAUACUUUGAUUACGGAAUUUAACUAUCUUCGGUUGCAAUUUAAUUUUUAAUUCUUCGCGGGCCAUGAUAAUUCUUAAACAACAUAAACUUCCAAGAGGUUUACUUCUUGGAAGAACUGAGAUGAGGAAUGAGUGAUUCAGAUGAUACAGAUGUCCUCCUUCUUGCAAGACCAAGUAUUUUCAUUGAAGACAAUACAGGAGUCGAUCCCUUGGCCUCUGUGGAGAUUGUUGAUAACCUUAUAAGCCAUUUAAGUGAAUUGGAAACUCGAGUAAGUAUUAUAGAAAGUGUCAGUAGUCCACGUUCCUUUAAAGAUUAUAGAAUUACUUCACCGAUGGUCCUGAAUGAUCUUGAAACAAAUUUAGAACAGUCUAUGCCAUCUGUUGCUAGUGAUGAAUUGCAAACUCGAGUGAACUUGAUUGCAUCCCCUUCAGAUGACCAAUUAAGAACACCCACUCUUAUGUUAAAUACUAGUGGUGUUUGUUCAAAUACUGAAAGUUCUAAUGAUUUGACUGCUUUAUAUGCAAAUGAUCCUCCAAAAUAUAAAGAAUCUCUUUUGAAAGAGAUUGACACAUAUUUGAAUAAUGUGAGUACAAGCAGACCCAAUAUGGAGUCAGAUUUGUUUAAUAUUGAUAGGAAUAAAGUGAUGAUGAGUAAACCAGGUGAUUCUGUAGCGGACAGUAUUAUUAGAAGAACAUCUCCAGAUGAUAGGCUGGAUCUUCCUGCUGUGGACAAGUUGUUGAGAGAAAUGGAAGCUACACAUCAAGAAAUUGAAAGUAAGCUGAAAAUGCGAGAAGCAGAGUAUGGUUUUCUUAAUCAGAAGUCUUUUAGUAAUGUUGGCCAUAGAAGGAGCUUUCCUCUGGGAGAUAACAAUUUAGUACCAGAUCGAAGGAGUGGUUCUUAUGAUCACCAUUCUUCUCCUUUGAAAAGUAGUGGUGAGGUAGAUAGACCAAAAAGUUUGGAAGACCUUGCUGGAAAAAGAGAUAUUUAUCUUGUUGGUAGCAGCCAUAACAGUGAUAGUGACGAUGCCAGAAAAAAUAAUGAUAUUCCUGAUCCUAAUAGAAGAGAUCCUUUCAAAACCACCUCAAAUUUAGAAAACAGGCGGCGUUUUCCGUCACCAAGAAGACGCUUAUUCGCUCAACCAGAACUUUAUGGGAGCAGAAAAAUAACAUCAGGAGCUUCAUCCUCAACGACUCAUGACCAGGAUGUUCAAAGGAGGAGUCAUUUCCCCCAUUUUGGAGCUGGAGAUGGGCCUCAUCUCUCCUCUCCUAGAAAAAUGGCGGAGAGUAAAAUUCAAAAGGAAAAACUUCUAAAGCAUCAGUAUAACAGGAACAAUUUGCUAAGUUUAGCAGAAUUAUGGAGAACUGAAAGAGAUUCCUCUGACGAAGAUUCAAAAAAAUUACGUCAAAAACUGGAAGAAGAAAAACUGAGACGGAUUCACCUUGAAAAUACUAUACAAGAGUUACAGCGAAGGGUUCUUGAAGAACAAGAAAAAUUGGCUGUUGCAAUUAAAGUUGACGAAGGGAAAGAUAAAGCGAUCGCUCAAAUAACUGAAGCAUGGAAACAGAUGGUAAACCAUUGGAGGGAUAUUGAAUCUGAUAGGCAUGCCAUGUCACAGGUUGUUAUCAAAGAAAGAACUGCGAUGAAACAAGCCCAUGAAGAAAUGAAUAAGAAAGUGGAGAGGUGGGAGAAGGAGGUGUCCCAAGCAUUGGAUUUAGCAGCUGGCUACAAAAGUAAAUGCGAAUUUCUUGAAACAGAACUUAAUGUGACAAAAGAGGCUAACGAAGAAAGAGUAUCCCGUCUGGAAAUCAGGUUAAAAGAGACAGAAACAGAAUUACAAAAACUUAAUGAAGAGAGAAAAAUUCUCACUGACAAGUUAAAUAUUUCCGAGGAAGAACAUAUGAAGGAGAAGAAAUUGGUAGAGUUAGCUCAGAAAGAACUUUCCUCACUUCAAGAAAUUCUUAAGAAGACGGAAGCAGACUUAUCUAUUGUGCAAGAACAACGAGAGCUAUUGACGACGAGGCUUCGAGAAGAGAAAGGAAGAAACACUACCCUAGAACAGCACAAGAAUUCCCUUCAGGAAACUGUGGACGAAAUGAAACAAAGGCUGAAUGAAGCUGAAGAAAUGGUUAAAAACCUGACAUCUACUUUAGAAAGGACCAAAACAGAAUUGAGAGGUGUAUACCAAAACCAGUUGGAAGCUGUAGUCAAAGAAAAACUGGAGGAGUUUCAGGGUCAACUGGACCAAGCACAGGCGGCAAUGAAAGCGGAAGUGAACGAAGCUCGGAAGCAAGCGCACGAGAGAGCGAUGGCCGAACAGCAAGCUCUUGUUAAUAGCCAUGUGAUAGAAAUGAGAAGGUUGGAAACAAUUCAUAAAGAAGAAAUGAAAGCGCUGGAGGAAAAACUGACAGAGAGUGAAAGGAGACGAGAAAAAUUGGAAUCUGGGAAAAAAGAGAUAGCGCACAGAUUGCAUGGUGUUAUGGAAACGCAAUGGCAACAAGCACUUUCUAUAAUUACCAGCGAGAUUUCAAUGAAACAGAGUGAAGAUAAUGGAAAUAGAAGGGAUCAAAAUUUAGAAGAACAAAAUCAAAGAUUGGCGGUGUCUCAAAGUGCCGAAGAUCUUAAAUAUAGUAAAGAUGGACAGGUAGCAAAUCGUCGACAAUCCAAACAGGACACAUUACUAAAAUAUAUACAGAUGGUGAAGAACGAUACUAAAUGAGAAUUUAGUUCUAGUCUAAACUUACUCCGUGACGAAUUUAUGUGAAUAUUUGCAUGUCUAAUAAUAAGGUGAGUUAUAUUUCAAUUUAUUUAUUUUUUCUUUGUCUCACUUAUAUUUGUUUAUUAGACGGAUAAUCUAC
Molecule: messenger RNA, 2864 nt
Organism: Nezara viridula (southern green stink bug)
Lineage: Eukaryota; Metazoa; Arthropoda; Insecta; Hemiptera; Pentatomidae
Source: the annotation of a GenBank genome assembly